UUUCACGUAAUUUAACCAAUGAAUAAAACCAUGGUUAGAUCUUACAAAUGUGUUCUAUAAAUGGUUCACAAUAAUUACCAACUUACUCAUACUGAGGCUAGGGAUAGGCUUAUUGCCUUUGAAUCCUCUAAAUUAAGCCCACACUCGAAUAAUUCUAACAAAUUAGACCUUUAUGACGACGAGUGUCUUUAUUUGCUCGGCCUCAUGGCCGGAGAGUCUUUUUUGUUUAAUAAGUCAUUGAGGUUGAAGGUUAUUAGAGGAUCAGCCCAGGUUGGAGGUCACAUCUAUCGUGUAAUGGACAGUUACCGGAAAUUCAUUGUAUCACCAUGGGAUCCUUCAGAACGAUUAUUAUCUUUGUGUUUGGAUGAAACUCACAAUUGUAAUUCACAGACCCUUGAAGAUCCUAAUUCAUGUAAAUUUUGUGAGGAUGUUCUAACACAAUUCCACGGUGGUUCAUGCUGUCAAUUCGUUUCAACAUACAACUCAUUGAGGGCCUCUUUCAUGAAGGGAUUUGGCAUAGAGUAUGAGAAUAGUUUGGAAAGAAGUAGAAAAUAUACCAAAUAUGAUCAACACAUUAAAUUUUAUAAAUCGCAAACUGGCCAGGACUAUGAUACUAUUGUAAUGUUAACGGAACUUUCAAGCUGUUUUGGAACAGUAACAGUCCCAGAGGCACUAGAUACGGUUUAUCCACCAAAAAUUAUUAGUAAACAAAUAUUCACUGUUUAUGAAAAGUUUCUUGGAUUGUGUGUAUCUGGGAACCCAGUAAUUAUGUUACACGGGGACAAAAGUUAUGGAAAAUCAACAUUAGUUGCUUAUACAAUCAAUUACUUGCUCAAUUUCGUUUCUAACGUGUUUCUGAUGGAUGUUGAUGUUGGACUACCAUUUUUAUCAGCUCCAGGUUUAAUCACACUUACACUGAUAUCGGAGAGUGUUACAACGCCUAGUUACAAUUUGGUUAGAGAAGCCAAGCCCAUGAUUUCAUUACUGUUGGGAGAUAUUAAAGUAUCAAACUCGCCUCUGUUCUUAACGCAUGUUAAAAAAUGCUUUGACCUCUAUGAGAAGAGUAGAAGGAACGUAAGAGCUCCAUUGGUCAUUAACACAUUUGGAUGGAUUACCGGAAUGGGUGCACAAGUGUUGGAAGCAAUAGCGUCAAUAACAAAAGUUGAGAUACUGGUUAAACUUGUAAACUUACCAAAGGAUCAAGCACUUGAGAUUAGUGGUCAUGAGGACUUGAAGGAAAGGUUAGAAAAACUUAACACUUUAGAUGGUGAAUAUCUACAAAAGCCGACACAAAAUCAUAAAAUUGACACGUAUCCAUCAUUCACUGAUCUGGUACAAAAACUAGGAGGAAGUUUGCCUUGGGAUAAGACUAACAGGGAGUACUAUGUUUCAUCAUUCCAGAACUAUUUACACCUCCUCAAAAGCUUUAAUUUCUGUGCAAACUGUAAACUACAGCGAUUCUAUGGACUCACACUUAAGAGAGAAUUGGUGCACCCGUCGGAUACAAGAUGGCUUAGAUUUUGCUCCUAUUUCAAUAGUGGAUUCUCAGAAGCACUUCAUUUUCCGCAGUUUAGACACGAGGAGUUCUUCGGAAGUGUGGAGACCUAUAACUUUAAACAAAACGUGAAAUUUGCAGAAAAGUUUGAUCCCCCGAUACAAAUUGAACUUGACGCGAACAAAUACACAUUUGUUACACAAACCGACAUUAUCCCAUCAGAUUACUCGCAGUUGGUUCCAAUGAUAAGUGGUUGCCUUGUGGGAUUGUGUGAGGGGGAUUCAAACGAGGUUUUUAGAAGACGUAUUUUCCACCAAUGGAGGUUUAUAUGCUAUGCGUAUGUCCAUUACAUGGACACGAACAAUCUCACAUUGCUGGUAUCAUUUCCAAGUAAUAAAUCAAGGGAAAAGGUAAAAAGAAGUAACAUUAUAGUGUUGUGUUUGUCGUACGGAUUUGAACCUCUGCCUAGCAGGUUGUGCCCACUCAACAGUUAUCCGACGAGAAGUACACCAAAACUGGAACAUUUAAACUCUGAGAUGUACCCCUUCAGAAGAAAUGAAAUGUUACAUAUGGUAGGAGCGUAUGGAGCAGGAACAUCAGCUCCUACCCAAAGAGCUAAUCUUAAAAGAUUACACAGAGAAUAA
This is a messenger RNA of Theileria parva strain Muguga, 2139 nucleotides long. RefSeq names its product Polynucleotide 5'-hydroxyl-kinase NOL9. Gene Ontology annotation, molecular function: polynucleotide 5'-hydroxyl-kinase activity. The record is from RefSeq and is a predicted model, not a curated record. The transcript is spliced from 16 exons. Gene Ontology annotation, cellular component: nucleus. Bases 61 to 2139 code for a protein of 692 amino acids. NCBI's taxonomy places the organism in Eukaryota, Apicomplexa, Aconoidasida, Piroplasmida, Theileriidae. Gene Ontology annotation, biological process: cleavage in ITS2 between 5.8S rRNA and LSU-rRNA of tricistronic rRNA transcript (SSU-rRNA, 5.8S rRNA, LSU-rRNA).